Messenger RNA from Melospiza georgiana, 1056 nucleotides. RefSeq names its product BPI fold-containing family B member 3-like. Gene Ontology annotation, molecular function: lipid binding. The record is from RefSeq and is a predicted model, not a curated record. NCBI's taxonomy places the organism in Eukaryota, Metazoa, Chordata, Aves, Passeriformes, Passerellidae. The coding region runs from base 1 to 1056 and encodes 351 amino acids. The transcript has 13 exons.
AUGUGCUGUUCACUGCCUUUUUCCUUGUUGCAACCAUCCAGACUGAGAAUUGUGAACAACACCCUCCCCAAAAUCAGUCUGCGCUCCCUGCCGGGCUUUGGGCACCAGGUGGACUUCAAGACGCAGCUGCUGGUAGAGAGCAGCGUGCCGGGCCAGCCGCUGUGCCAGCAGGUGGAGGUGGAUGCGACCAUCCUGGUCCGGGACACUUGGACGCCUCACCAGAACGCUCUGAACUGCGAGACUGUUGACAUAACCACCCAUGUGAGACCCAGAGUGCCAGUUCUGGAAGAGCCUUUGAAACGCCUGCUCAGCAAUACCCUGAAUGAUCUGGGCUGCAACAUCAUCAACGCCAAGCUCAAGGUGUUGAGCUCCCUGCUGGGCUCCAGGAACCAGGUGCUCCCCCUCGGGGCCCUGGGGGACUUGCCCUCCUUCUCCAUCCUCAGUGGGGAUGCCAUCCAGGUGGAUCUGAAUGACACCCUCAGCGCCCUGCUGGAGCAGGGCCAGGGCCAGGGCGCCCUCAACCUCAGCAUCACCAGCUUGGCGGGCAGCAAUUCCCCUCUGCAAGGCCAGGUGACCCAGAGCAGCUCGCUGACCGUGUCUGCCCUUUUCCCCUUCAUCCCCCAGCUGCGUGUCCGAGUGAGGGAUGAGCCAGUGGUGGCUGUGAGGGAUGGAAGGGCCACUGUCACCCUCAGAGCCACUAUUGACGUCUCCAGCCCUGCCCUGCAGACCCCCCAGGGGCUCCUGUUCUCCGUCGAUGUGGACAUCGUUCUGAACAUCACCCCAUCAGUCUCUGAUGGCAAACUGCAAACCUCCCUAGCUCUUGACAGCAUCAACCUGACACGGUUCCCCCAAAGCCUUGAUGCUGCCAGUGCCUCCUCGCUGGCAGAAUGGCUCAAGAAGGUCCUCACAGCUGUAUAUGUGCCUUCUGUUCAAGAUGCCCUCCGUGUGUCGGUCCCACUGCCCAACGUCCUCAACACCAACCUCAGGAAUGCUGAAGUUGCCAUCACUGAUGAAAACUUCACCUGGGACACCAGCAAAAAGCUGGUGAAAGUCUGA